Molecule: messenger RNA, 2850 nt
Organism: Aureobasidium uvarum
Lineage: Eukaryota; Fungi; Ascomycota; Dothideomycetes; Dothideales; Saccotheciaceae
Source: the annotation of a GenBank genome assembly
AUGUUGCGUCGCACUGCACACACCGCCGCCCUAACGCCAGCGAGGCAUUGCCUGUCACGGCGCCAGCUUUCUCUUCAAACCUCUCGCCGUCUCAGCACCACCAUCCCGCAUAGACUGGCCACUCCGACUUCUGCUUUCGCGCCAACAUGGGACAAGAUCAAAGAAACACUGAAGCCUCCGCUCGAUCAAUUCAGGCCAAAACCUCGCCCUUCCUACACCACUGAUUCACCACACUCGGAUCAUUUAUUGCGCACAUGCACCGUCCUGACUUCGGACCCUACCAAGACGUCCCUCCAAGAACUACUCGAUCGCAUCCCGCACUUCCAACAAGGAAACGAGACUGGCCUCUUUACAGACUUUCUGCUUCUCGUCACUCCCUCGUACGCCGCAAGCCUGCGCAAGCAGAGCCAUGUCAUCGAACAAGCCUUGACGCGCAUCUUUCCUGUAAAAGAGUUGGACAAGGGCACACACACUACUUUCGGAGGAGAUUCCAGAGAGGCCGUCAGACUCGUCGCUGCUGUCGUCGACAGGCUGCCAAAACCCUCUGAUCUGUCUGCUUCUGCUGUUGGUGAUACUGGCUCCGAAGGUAUUGCACUACGCUUGAUCGCCAAUGACAACCCCAUCUGGAAGCCCGAGCUCGCCGUUGGCGAUGUUCGUCAACCUAUCCUUUCUGACAACAAGUUUCGUUUCCUAAGCUUCCACCUCAAUGAUGCAUCCACUCCCUCUCACAUGCUCCCCAUCGUGCAAUUACCUCUUGCCAACACCAUCUUCCACAACGGUCUAUCCUCGACUUUGAUCUGGCGCAAGUAUGCCGUGAAACAAGGUGGAAAGGGUCUCACUCAGAUAGACGAACAAGUCUGUGACUCGCACCGUGUCAAGCUUCCCCAGCAACCGGGGAAGGCAGAGCACAACAACUUUGCUCUGUCAGUGCCUCUUGUUCCGUUGACAUCUGCCAGAUCUGUUGUCGCAUGCAUGGGAAACAUCAUCCGUCGCUUGUCUGCCAAUUCUGGUCUCGGCUCUCUAGACGACACAAAAGAAGCAAUCCUGGCCUCUCACGAACUCGAGCAGUCCGUCACUUCGUAUCACGAAACUCGUGGGCUCUCUCCCCGCGCCGUAUCUGUCUGGGCUCUGGUGAUCCCCGAAAAGACAUUUACUGGCGGACUAUCCAUGGCCGCAAAAGUCCUUGACCACAGAAAUCUGCCCGAAUUGUGGAAGACUGGUUCCGACCAUGAUACCGACCCUUCUCAGCCCAAUCUCUUGACAUUGUUACAACACGGAGCUCGUCUCCACAAAGUUUUGUCUGGAGGCGGCGGCUGGGGCAAGAAGGCUGGCCUUCUUUCAUUAGAUCCUGACUCUGGUUACGGUCAGCAUCCGCCGUGGGAAGAGAUUGCACCAGCACAGCAGACAGAGCCCGAGUACAUUCAAGGUCUAUCGCCUGUACCAACAGAUUUACAUCGCGUCUGGGGAUCUGAGCCCCAAGAGCUUCCUAGCAUUGUGAACAAGGGAGAUUACAUACAGUUCUAUAUCUCACCGUCAGCUUCUUCGGAAGAACCAUUCGCGAAAUCCGAGGCCACCACGAAUACGCCGACCGAGAUCACUUCUGAAGUCAAGACUGUAGAAUUUGGCAGUAUUCCCAGUACUGUUGACGAUAUGCCAAGCAGUCACGCAUCUCCAGCGGCUGCACAAAGUGUUGUGCAAAUAUACCCAAAUCACUUUGGUGCCCUGUCCGAGACUGGUAUUGCUAUGUUCUUUGGUCUGCAAUCAGACAAAGGACCAUCCUCCACUACGCAUAAUGCUACCGAUGCAGCCACAAAGGUCGAUGUACCUUUCGGUCGGUUCAGAUCUCGAUCACGAUCUCCAACAGCAUCUUCCAAGGCGAAACAGGCCCCGACAGGUUUUGGCUUCUCACCAACGAGACCGUUACAGUCUAGCCAAUGUAAGGAAGUUCUUGACGUGCAACAACGAAAGUUUAGUUCGAGCAAUGUCUCUCAGGAUGAGGUGUCACUUCCGAAGCCCCCUGAGAACACUACUCGGCGACGCACAAUCAAGCCGGCCAUAGACCCUCGCCAAUCUCAAACGACCACGCGAAUUCGAAAGAUACCCUACAAGGGCUGGAAUAAUAACGAAGCCUGUAGUGUGACUGAACAAGCCAAGACAGAUACCGAACACCCAGAGUUCAGGUUCCGGAUCCCGAAGGCUCAGCCAGAGGACGUAAUAGAUCCGAUUCCCGCUCGACCCUUGGUGAGUGAUGUGAAAGGUCAGAAACGCAUAUCCUGGGCCGCGCAAACAAUGCGAGACGUCAUCUCGCUCAAUGCUUUUGAACAGUGGACACGAGACCAGGUUAUUCCCAAGACACCUAAUGAUAUAUGGUCAGCCCAGGACAUCCGCAAAGCCCACACUUUCAAGAAACGACAGUGGAAGUUGCGCAGAUCGGUCUACCAGCAUCUGGGCUCGAAACCUGCUUGCUCAGGCACUACCCGCAACUCAAUAUCCUUAGAAGAUGCUUCCGCCCUUCAGCACAAUCAGCACAAUCAGCACAAUCAGCACAAUCAGCACAAGCAGCACCCAAAUUCAAAACCGGCACCGAACACUGUUGCAUCAACCAUUGCCCCCAAAGCAAAAUCUCGACAAGACACGUCCAACCAAAAGACCCAGGAGCAAAACACAGCCACCCUCUCAACCGCAACCAACCCCGCCACAUCACGCACACGCACCCGUAUCCUCCGCGAAGCCUUCCGCGGCCUCCUCUCUCCCUCGCAACAACGUCUUGCCCUCUCUUACCACCAUCAGCACACCUCUGCCUUUUCCCUAUACCCUCACACAUCUCCACACCAAUACUCACAAACCUGA